Linum trigynum is the source of this 6180-nucleotide messenger RNA. Lineage: Eukaryota; Viridiplantae; Streptophyta; Magnoliopsida; Malpighiales; Linaceae. The record is from the annotation of a GenBank genome assembly.
CUCAUAAUCAUAAAAAAAAGACACCUUAGAAGAGAAGAAACACAAGAGAGAGUGAGUUCAUAAGAGCUCUGAUUUUUGCACAAAACCGACGAGCAAACAAAUUAGAGUGGCUCUUUUAUCCUGGAGGCGACCGGCUGAUAGUCUAUUGUGCGCAAUAUGAAGCAUUCCCGGAAACGUAUUAAAGAUAGAGACCUAAUCCGCGACUCAGUCAAUCGGCAACCCUAAUUUUUCAUGUUCGAUUUCUAACAAUUUUUCUCAUAAUUUUUUUUUAAUGUGAAUCACUAAACUUUUAUAGUUCAAUGUCUAAUUGGAUUCUCAAAACAAAUCCUUUUCUUUGGAUUGCGAUGUUGUUCAAUGGUUGACUUGAAGCACAUGCAUUUUAUAUAUACUUGAACAAGUAUGUAACAAAUUAACAAUUCUUUUCUCCGCUAUCCUCGUAUUAACAAUUUAUUUAACUCCUCAACAAAAAUCUUUUCCAUUUUUAUUUUAUCCGAAAUUUAAAUUUUUAUUAUUAUCCAUGAUUCCGUCGCAUUAUUAGUGGCGAAACAAAAAAUAUGAAUAAGGGGGGUACUUCUUACUUGAACCGUGAUAAUUGAGACCCCUCAUACGGGCCGAGCUUUGGCGACAAUGACAACCUCCACUCCAUCUUUGCACAGACCAAACAAAAGUUCGGUUGAAUUGGGCCUGGAUGAUGUGGGGGUACGGAAGGCUCAAUGGCGUCUUAACGAUCCAUAUCCGUCUGUUCUCCCGCAACAGCUAACGGACCCUAGGCCCAACCCAACAAAUUAUGCCAUAAACAAAUAAAGGAAAAUCACCGCAGCUAGCCCAUCACCCACCACCACCGACCACCGUGUCCUCCCUCCCUGUUCAAUCAUUGCCGGCGGUGGCGGUGUUCAUUGACUUGCAGAAGUCUGACAGAACAAUCAAUAAAACAAAUAACAAAAAGGGGAAAGGAACGAGAAAAAGGAAACUCAGUAGUGACCCACCCUCAUCUCAUCUCAUCUCAUCUGGACAAGAACGGGAGUCCGCAGUCUCUAUUGAAUAGCAUUAUUAUAACAAUAAAAUUUGCACAAGUAUCCACCAAUCAACACCCACUUCUUCCACUUGCGGAAUCGAAUCCUCUGCUCAUUCGUGGUAUUUGAAAUUCAAUGUAUUCAGAAGUCCCGGUCGUCAAUCCUUCGAUAUAUAUAGUAAUAAUGGUUGUCGGGUCCCAUAGUUUCAAACUGGUUCGUUACCAUAACAGUAGUCGUUACUGCAUUACUCUCUUUGUGGCCAUCGACACGACUAUCUACCUAAUUGAAUUACUCCUAUGAAUUUAUCGAAUACCAUAGGUAGGGCUGGCUAUUUGGUCUCGGACUGUUUGGUUUUACCCGAAACCGGACAGUAUAACCCGGACCGGGAUCGGACUGGGACCGGAUAGCAAACAAUGCAAUCUCAUAUUCGGGUUUAGAUUUGAGGUAAAAAACAAGAUAAAGACCGGAUAAGAGACCCCCAACACCUAAAAUCAAGAUAAAAUUGGGACCGGACCGGGUCAAGACCGGACCGGAUCAAGACCAGACUGCAUCCAAUCCAAUCUUUGGUCUUUAUAUUCCCGAAAAGACCGGACUGGGACCGGAUCAAUUUGGUCCAAUUUAACCGGACCGGACCGUAUAACCACCCCUAACCAUAGGGAUCGAGAUUUUCCGAUUUUCCUAAGCCACGCUGAAAAGUCAGAUAAAUGGGAACCCACCUGCCAAUUUGCUACAUGAAUAUGACUAGUGUGGGCCCCGGCCAGUUGGCCGAAGGAAGGUGAGGUAUGGAAUUUGAUAAUGUAAUGAGAUGUAUAGCUUAUUGUUGUAUAGUUUUUUUUUUUUGGGAAACACGUGAUAAAAAUAGUGAAUUUUAGUAGGAAAGAGACAUGAAUGAUGCAACAAAUCAAAAAUCGGCCUUAUGAACCAAAAUCAAGUACCUGUUACCUUGUAAAACAAUAUUGUUUUUGGUAAUGUGAUGAGGUGGAGUAAGUUAGAUGGAAACCGAAUUCCAGAAAAUCGAAUAAAAAAUCGCCUAUCCCGUCGGUUUUCGGGAAAUGAGUAUCUCACAAUCGUUGCUAGCUUUUACUCGGCCCGUUGGCCGAUUAAUUUGCUUUAUAAAACUUUCAUCUUGUCGUCAUUGUGUUUUCUGAUUUUUGUCAGGCCAUGAUAAAAUAUAAGGAAUCAAGAACGAACAACACGAUUUGGGAUAUGAACCGUCGUUGUCGUAUCCCUAGAAAAUGGUUGUAAACACGGACUCACCUGCCAAACUGGUUUGGAUUGAGAUUUUUAUCGGGUAUCAGGGAACCAUGUGAUUAUAAAUUAGACUUGAUCAAAACGGGCCAAAACUUGAAAUUCAGCUUGUUUGACCGGCCCAUGCCAAAUUCUAAAUAUUCUUUACUUUUAAAAUUUCUAUUUGAAAAUUAAAAAAAAAAGUGAAAGAAAAUAGAUGAUUGCAAUUCGCCAUUUGCACAUCACUUAUUCGGGAAUAAAACUAUAGAAAUUCAAAAGGAACUGAAAAUGUUUAGGAUCAUUUUAGUGUUUAAAAUAACCAAAUAGAUCUUUCGGUUUAGUUUUUUACUAACAAAUAUCAAACGAUUCCCUAUAAAAUACACUAUAAUGUGAUCAUUAUGAUAUCAAAUAAUUAUAUAAUAUAUAUUUGAAAUGAUAAAAAUUGGACUAAUUGGGUUGGUCGAGGUUGAACCAUUGAAUAACUUUAAAAUACAUUAUAUUUUAGCAACUAAGAUAUAAAAUAAUAACAUAAUAUAUAUUAUGCCAGAGAAAAUAGCUUGUUUUAGAAUGUCAAACCAAUGAUGUUCAUUUGUUUUAUUUGAUGGCCAAAUACCGUGUAGGUCAGGCCCAUUCAACUCUUUUAUUUUAUGGUUAGCGGUUAGCCCAUUAGAUACCAUGCAUUAGUUUAUUGUUAAAUUUUUUUUAUUUUUAGCAAUAAAAAGAAGUAUUAUUUUUUCCUUUUCAUAUAUAUUUUAUCACCACAGAGAAAUAAAAGGGCUUAAAGAAAAAAUUGACACUCUUGGACCCGUUCAAAUCCGCAUGUGUACGGUAGGUUGGCCCGUUCCAUAGAGGAAAGAGAAAAAAAAUUUGACACUCCCUAUUCUACCCUUCCUACAAACGCUCCUGGAGCAGGGAAUUCGAAAUGGGGGAAUGGUUUUUUCCUCCCAGCUAUUAUAUGUUUUUAAUUUAAAAAGAUACAACAAAUGUACUUAGUGUGAUUGGUUACGAUCUUUGCUUUUCUUUAAAAUGGUCAUGGUUCGAAUCCCAUUACAUGUCGUUUUAAUGAAUAAAAAAAGUAAUUGUGAAGACUAAAUUCUGUUAACUCGUUCAAAUUAAUAAUAAAAUACGCCAGAUAAAUUCUCAACUUGGCUUAUUAGGUAGGUUAAGGAAUGAGCUUACUAUCCCUAUGUUUGGUCCGGCUUUUAGAAGUGUUUUUCGAGUUCAAAAGCUGAAGUAGGGCCAAACACCUCUAAAAGCUCAGCUUUUGAAAAACCAAAAAGUGCUUUUAUAGAACAUAAAAGCAGAAGCUCCGAUUUGGAGCUUCUGCGAAAAGUUGUUUUGAAAAUACAAGAUUAUCCUUACCAUAUUUUAAUAAUAUUUCAGAAAAUAUAAUUUUUCAUCAUUUACAUCAUUUUAAAAAUAAAAUAAAUUAUAAAAUCAUAUUAUUUAGGGUUAAUACCACUAGAAAUACCAUACUUUAACGAAAGUGCUAUUUAUAGUACAUGCUUUCAAUAAACACAAAAAUAUUCCAACCUAUUAGGGGUUUGCGUCAUUUGUGUUACGCAAUUUUCUGUUGACCGUUAGAAUUGAUGGUUAACCUGACGGUGGCCAACAUUGUGUCCACGUAAGCGACAAGUGGAUGCCACAUUGGAAAAAAAAAAGAAUAAAAUUUUUGAAAAUAUUAUUUAUUAUUUAUUUAUUAUUAUAUUACAAAAUUAAAAUAAUUUUAAACCCCCCCCCUCCCGCGCCCCACCGUGAAUUCGCCCUCCGACGACCAAACUUUCACCGCCGUAGUUGCCACAUUCCUUCUCCAUCGAUGGUGACGACUAGCCGACUUCCUCGAAGUAGCUAUUUCCACAAUCCUCUAUCUUUUUUACAGCAUCAGGCCUCUCCUCCGAAACUCCCAAUCUCAAGCCUCCACACAGACCGCCGCCGCCGCAGCAUUACUCUGCCAUUCCUCCUCCCCAAUUGCCGCCGAAUCCGAUGAAUCCGCAGCCGAAGGAGCCGAUUGUUGUCCAGGAGAAGGAGGCGGAACAGUUGGUUUGAUUUGAUCGCAGGGGCGGAACUGAUGGUUUUGGAAACAAUGGAGCUCCUGUGCCGAAAUGAGAUCUUUCUACCUGAUUGAGGGUUUCUAGAUUCUCGAGGAUUGCAAUUGAACUGGGUAUCCUUCCUUUAAGCCUGUUGCCCGAAAGAUCCACACGGGUGAGAUUCUCGACCAAAUGCUUCGGAAUCGAGCCCGUGAGAUUCCCAUUCGUGAUGGUGAGCAGAGGGCGAGGUCGAGAUCUGAAGGGAAACGGAUAGCGGUAAUGGGGCAGUCGGCGAAAGAGAGAGACUGGAGGGUGGAGAGGGACUUGAGGGCGGUGAAGGAGAGGGAAACGUCGUCGGAACAGUUGGAGAGGUGGAGGGAGACGACGUGGCAGAAUGGGGAAGGCUGGGCGCAGGGGUCUUGGAAGUGGAAGGAGAUGGGAUGGUCUUGGGAGGAGGGACGAUGACCGGGGAAGAGGUUGGGGUGACAGCUAGAGCGACGGCGGCGGUGGGCGUGGUGGAUUUGCCGGCUGCAGAGGCAGAGCUGUGCUGGCUUUUUAGGGGGGUUGGGGAAAUUUGGAGAAGAAGAUGAUAUUAGUGGAGGGGGAAGGACUGGGAGGUGAGAAUUGUUUUUAUUUUUUAUUUUUUCAUUUCAUUAAAUAAGCCACGUCAGCGAGCUACGUAGGAUCCUAUUAAGCGCUGAUUGGGCGUUGAAAAGUCGCCAGUUAUGUUUAACGGACCAACUAACGGAGAAAACAUUUUAGUAUACAAAUGGCAUAUCGAAAACGAUGUAAUAUUAAUGGCACUUUCGCUAAAGGAUGGUAUUUCCAGUGGUAUUAGCCCUAUUAUUUAAUUUAAAAGAAAUCUAACAAGAUCCAUUUUGACUACUUUUUAUUGUUUAGAAUUUUUAUUCAUAUUUUAUAUUAUAAGUCCUUUAUAGUCAUUUUACACAACCUCUUAUAUUAAAAAGCACUUCUAAUAGUUUUACAGCCAAACACUCAACUGUUUUUUUAAGUACUUAUCUAAAAGCUCCAGCCAGAAGCUCCUUCUGCAAAAGCUACAGCAGGGCCAAACUAAGCUUAUGAUUGCGUAUUAGUGUUAGAGAAAUUACUCUAGUUUGAAUUUUCAAAAUCUUUUAUUUUUGUAGGAUUUUUUUUAAAUUUCUAGGAGUUUGAACUUUGAAGGGGAACCCCGAAAUAAUUUAUUAGUAGGAUAUUCCCAGCAUAUCGUUUUGACUUUCUAUAAUUAAUUUAGAUGAAUUGACCCGACUGAUCCGAUGGAAACUCGCUUUUAAAAUAUUUUUGUUGCGGUUGUGAUAUGGUUGUAACAUUAGAGAUACAACCACAACAAUAUGAAAAUAGACAAUAAAUUUAGUUAAUAUCUGAAAAUGAUGAAAGUUGACAAUUAGAAAGAUAAUCGUAUUUCAUUACUUCUUUAUGUCUCGUUUAAUGUUAAUUUGAGACUAAGACAAAAUAAUAAAAAAAUAAUAGGAGGAAUAGUCUCACCUAACGAGUCAAAAAAGUUUAGAGAGAAAAAUAUGAAAAUAAUAUUGCUAAUAAAGUUUUGCGGAUAAGUUUUGAAAAAAUGGAGUAGAAAAAAUGUGUACACAGUGGGUGUUUGGUCAUAGAUUCACUUGAAUGAAUUUAUCUAACAAUUGAAAGUGAUUUCACCUAAUUUAUUUUGUGUUGUCAGCUCAUGUUAUCACAAUAAUAAAUGAAAACAUAACUUAAUAUGUUUUUGGUCUCUUUUCACCUCUAAAAACAUAAAAGAAAAGGGCAAUGAUACCAAUGCUAAGUAUACAUAUCAAAAAUUGUAAAAUCGUACUAAAACUAUUAGCAGUAGAGUAUUUUGUGCUGAAUUCAUGACCAGAUCGUGAUUCAAUUGUAUCAUAACACUAUAAAUCUAAUACAAGUAA